Suillus fuscotomentosus is the source of this 1143-nucleotide messenger RNA. RefSeq lists its product as uncharacterized. Lineage: Eukaryota; Fungi; Basidiomycota; Agaricomycetes; Boletales; Suillaceae. The record is from RefSeq and is a predicted model, not a curated record. The coding region runs from base 1 to 1143 and encodes 380 amino acids. The transcript is spliced from 5 exons.
AUGCCUGCCGCUAUAGCAGAUCGCACUGGCGUUAAGUAUGAUCACAGCUCUUAUUCCUCCAAGGUCCCAAAUCAUCACUACAAACCCUAUCCAACCAGAAGCUCCACCAAUGCACAAGCGACACGCAUUAUCACCGCCAGCAGUUCACUUACUACCAACAACAAGCACAAACCCGACUUGAGGAACCUCAAGCUGAAGUCCGGGUCAAAAUCCUCAAAUUUACCACUCAAAGACAGCACUGCGGAAUCUCAAUAUAUCCAAACAUCCCUGCCUGUGGAAGUGGAGGUGCCAGAGCAGAACAACUCUGACCCAGUUGAACUUCAAGUCGAAGAGGUCCCUCGGGCUACCUCAGCAGAUCCAUUGUAUGAUAUUCAACAAUUCUACCCUUCUGAACACUUUAGCCCGAAUGUCCGGAAGAUAUUUGACUGGACUGACUCCAGCAAAAAGCCACAUGGUGUGCCCUUUGAAUUUCCUGGUGUGAGAGCGCAAGAAUUCGAAAUAUUAGAACACGAGGUGGGAGCAACCGGCCGCGUGUUAACGAAGCCCAGGUUGAACAUGCCCACCAUCCUGCAUGAAGCGUUUUAUGAUGACUUGAAGCAAUCCCUCACCCUCGCGAUCCACAGUCUUCCUUACCGUCGCAUGACUAUUCGACCGCAAAUUCACAUGAAUUACCCCCUCCAGAUCGGGGACAAACCGUUCACGCCUGAUUCAAUUGUAUCGUUGACGGCUACGCGGGGACCUACCGAGGUCGUGCACAUUCUCUACAUAGGAGUAACCGCGUUGACAGAGGAAUGGGAUCACGUUUUUGAGAAAAUGGAGUCGAUGAUCGCUAAACAUCCCGAGGUGAUCUUAGCGUCGAUUGUUUUAGUACGAGAAGUCAAACGCUACGCUUCUCCUUCAGAGACGCCUUCCUCUCCUUUCGUUAGUCCAACUACUCUUACGUUCGGCUCUGGAUCAUUCGCACAUAGCACUCAGAUCGCAAGCGCCGUUGUCAUUAGUCGCUUAAAGACUAGUUACACCACCAUCGAGUACCGUUACCGCACAAAUCUGAAUGCACGCGUCCAGAGUCUCGAUGCACCUACAAAGCAUUCCUCAAGAGCAAGGUCCAUUGUCAGAUGCGCAUCCUCAAAGCGGCUCCCAUGA